Molecule: messenger RNA, 2354 nt
Organism: Ceraceosorus bombacis
Lineage: Eukaryota; Fungi; Basidiomycota; Exobasidiomycetes; Ceraceosorales; Ceraceosoraceae
Source: the annotation of a GenBank genome assembly
AUGCUGUUCGCCACGAAAUCGGUAUUCUUGACACUGCUCUUGGUGCUCUCAACGUCGAGCAUACACCCCACCUUCGCGUUGUGGGGCCGGACUGCAGCAUCAUCGGCGACUCAAGCUACCCGCGAUGUUCAACAAGGUGACACUCCGCUUCGGAGCGGAGAAUUGUUGCAUCCCCAAGCUUCUACAGACGACAAUCACAUCAAUCAAAAUGCAGCAUUUCCAAGUGAGCAUCGUCACGCAUGACAACCGCAUACAUGCUGGCAUGUCGUAUAUCAGAGCUCACAUCUUGGCCAUCAGAUACCGCGCAACUCGACGUGCCAGCCUCAAUGUACUCUGCCGUCUUCUCUCAUGCGCACGUAGCCCUCCAAGAGUACGAAAAGAAGCCAGACUGCCUCUUGGAUGCAGCGUCGCCAUCGCACUGCACUGACAUCAAAGACAGACAAGGCGCACGAACGCGAGGUGCGUGACUGAGCGUGUUGCGUAGGGCCGAAGUCACCCUUUUGCCAUCGAUUGUCUUAGACCUCUCAUCCAAUACAGCUGCCAUCGCCAUGACUCUAUGUGAAAUCUCAACAGCAAAAUUGUCCGUCCCAUUGGAGUGCACACGGCUCGCCGAGCACUCUGAGCCAUCAGCUUGUGUAGAGUCAGUAUCAGUGCCGCUCCGCACAAUCCAGCGGUACUUGGGAAGAACCACCCUGACAAGCACUCACUGUCUGUCGCAGAGCCUUGUCAAGAAGCCCCCAACUAUGGGCCAGCUACAGUGGUCACUUGCGCGAUAUCGCCACGCUGUGUCUUGCAUUUGGCCAGUUGCGUGAAGUUGGUCAGUCGCGGUGCAUGCAUCCUCUGCGGGGCGGUCUGCUGAUCAGCUCGCUUCUUUGGGCAGACGAAGCGCGACAGCUGUACGCAAGCUUGGCUCGUGAGAAGAAGGCGCUGCUGGAACUGUUGAAGGCCCGUGAAGCAAGCACCAAGCAAUUCGAGCAGCAAGCGCGUGCUCGCAUGAACGAAGAAGCGCAGGCCCGUGACAAAGCUGCCACAGACGCUCUCCAUGAGGCUGCUUUGAAAGUGAGCAACGCCUUGGGGCGCUGAAGUAAUUCAGAGUUCUGACAUCACGCUAUACUUUUUAAGCACCAUUCCCUCGUCGAGGCCCAGCUUAAUUCUGUAUCAGCAGAGCUGCUGAACUUGGUGCAUGGAGCGGUCGACUUCCACGUAGCAGAGCUGACAAACAAAGCGACAGCGCAUGUGGCAUCGAUACUUCGUUCAACAGAGCAGCUCAAGGGUUCACUUUCCGCAAGCAUCGACAUGAAUCAGAAGUCCUACGAAUAUGGUCUCAAAGCAAUGGGACGCCUGCGCGUUGCUUCAAGCGACGCGGGCCACGCUAUCGAAUCGCUGCGCUCAAGCAUCGAGGCUGCUGCGGAGAGCCAUCACCACAGGAGAGCUCUCUCUGCAGUGGCGGAGACGGAACACGAGGCUCACGUCCAGCGGCUCAGCGAGGGCCUUGCGAGGCUCAGCGAGAACUUACUGGCGCAGCUAGCCAUCGUGAACGCGACCGCUCGCGCUACCGAAGGGUAUUCCUGGCAAUCGGUGGCUUUGCGACUGAUUGGACUGCCAGACAUGGGCGCCCCAAGCUUCUGGAACCGCCGAGGCCGUCUCGAGCAGCUCGUUGACACUCUGUCUCCAGGUGAGCACCGUUGGUGCGCAUCUACAGCUCGUGUGCUUCCAGUCUCUGACCAUUUUGAUGUCCCGCCCAGCUUCCUUCGCGGAAUCGUUCAUGCCUUCGGGUAUUGCUACCACCAUCGCCUUUUCAGCGCGCGGCCUGGCUUUUAUUACGCUGCUCCUGCUCCAAGCAGCGUAUUACUGUGCUCGUCAUUUGGUGGUGCGUUUCAGUAAAGACGCUUGCGGUGCUCUGAGUCGCGGCUCAUCUCGUUCUGACUCGGCUGGCAUCUUUAGGGACUAGCUUUGUGUCUGAUCGCUCUCUCAUCAAAGGCAGCGCGACCACUGCUGGCUCGUAUUGGGUCGCGUAUGGUGCGACCUGCGCAGGACAUUGAGCAAGCCUCUACCUCGAAUCCAUCGCGACGGAAGACGUCAAGAAUCCUGGAAACACGUCCAAAAUCUCGUGUCGCUAAUCGUCAACGAGAACAAAGGAUUCUACAGUUCCUCUUGAAUACACCAAUUCACCUCACAGUCCCUGACGGCCAAGGCAGGCCGAAGUCACCUCAUCCGUUGGCACACAGCCAAUCGCCGAGCAGCUCCUCCGCUGCACCUCUAUUUUCUCGCAACCAACCCGUACCACCACCAUCUCCCUGGUCACGCGCCAGCUCGGUUACAGCAACGGAAGACUAGACAUCAUUCAGCCUUAA